AUGCAUCAGCCGUCGACCCCAAUGCACCCAGACCGGCCUGGCAAGGUACCAGAGCUGACGGCGUGCGCCGGAUCUGACAUCAGAAAAGGAUUGGCUCAGACAACGUUGGCUGAAAUACGGCUCUGGCUGCAACACCACCCAGUGGACAUUGUGGUAUUAACGGAGACGCGUUGGAGCUUUUCAUCCACCUGGAGUGACAAAGCAUGGAUGUAUGUGCAUUCGGCUUCAGCUGACUACAAAAGUGGUGGAGUAUUGAUCAUGAUCUCCAGACGUUUGGCAUGCCCAGAGCAAAUUGGCCGUCAGGCCAUUGUGGAGGGACGUCUUGUCCAUGUCCGAGUGCAUUUUGACUCCAGGGCGUUGGACAUCUUGGCGAUUUACCAGCAUGUUGACAACAGGAACAAGAUCUCCGCUCAGCAAAGGGAACAGGCACGACUCCAGGGAAUUUUGAAGCUGCAUGGCCUCACAGCCAUCAACACUUGGGGUGCAUCAGGAUUGCCGGACUUCAGGAGACCCAGGCAUGGCACGACUUACGACAGCAAGUUGUGGAAGCAGUUCAUGCGGACCACCAGGCCCUAUCCCCAGCAUGGCAUCAUCGCAGCCGAUACCAAGUGCUCCAGCGCACACAACAGAAGGCCCUCCGACAGGAGUGUCCGGGAGAUGGUGGCUGCUCAUCGACGUACCACCAAGAACCAGAUUGCCAACCAAGCCAAACUCACCAUUUGUGGAGGACUCUCAUUGUUUCUGGACUUGAACCGGGCAUUCGACAGUGCAGACAGGCGUGCCAUUUUUGAACAUCUCAUCCAAUUAGGCACUCCGCCCAAUUUGGUGCAGUUGGCAGCCAGCUGGCAUGAAGACACUCAUUACAACCUUUCAUUCAGAGGUGCCACCACAUCAGUCCCUGUAGGGAAAGGCCUACGACAAGGAUGUAAACUGGCCCCCCUGUUGUGGGUGAGUUUCAUGGAUCUUUUGCUGAGACAGGUCGCCCAAAUCACUGGCUAUCAAUGGGUACAUGAUUGCUUGACAAUCUACGCAGACGACGUGCAUGUAGGUUGCCUGUACCGAUCCAAACAUGAACUUCACACUCAUUUGGUGAACAUUGGCCAUACCCUAGAUGUGAUUGAGAACAUGAAGCUGUCUCUGUCUUACUCCAAGUCCCACAUGCUGAUUGCCUAUGCUGGCACAAAUGCACGGGUAGCUCUCAAAGGCGUUUUGCAAAGAACGCCCACGGGCGCCAGCAUCCGUGUGCCCCGCCUGGGAAGAGAACAUACCUGCUUGCCGCUGCGCAGUAAGGGAUCUUACCUUGGUGUUUGCAUCAGCUAUCAUGCCUUUGAACUACAGACUUGGAACCAUCGCAAACAAGCCAGCUGGUUAGCAUUUGCCCGGUUGCGUGCAUGGCUCAGAAGCAGACAAUUGACGCGUGCCCAUCGCAUGUACUUGUGGAAGACUUGUGUGUUUACGGUGCUAACCUAUGGUCUACUAGCCACCAAUGUGACCAUACCAGUCCUUCUCGACUUUCAGGGCACUGUAUACAAAAUGGUCCGCACAGUGCUACAAGACCAUUCGUAUAUUACGCACACCACACAUCAAGCUGCAUUCCAACAGCAUCGGAUCGAUCCCCCGCUUGAGAUGCUUCGAGCCCUUGCCAUGGGCCUGCUGCAACGCAUCCAGAGGCACGUCAGCAAUGUCCUCACUGCCACUUUGCCACAGAUUCCAUUCCCAAUUUGCGCAGUGCCUCCCAUGAUGCCCACAUCGCCCACAGAUGUACGGCUCACGCCAAUGCCAGCCAGAGAUCAUGUGUAUCGGCACUUUCAGGUGUCAACACAGCCGUUCUGGCCUGAGUUAGAGCGUUGCCUACACAACGAUGAUUGGCCCACCCUUUGCCAGCUGUCGGUGGGUUUGGAACAUCUCACACACCACUGCGCCAUAUGUGGUACAUGGUGCAACAGGUUUCAGGAAUUGCACAGCCACUACCGCCUCUAUCAUGAUGAACAGUUGAAGGGUGGAGUUGUCAAAGGGGCCCAACUCACGCAUGUGAUGCAACUGGUCUCACCGUGUGCUCUGUGCGCCAAGCAGUACAGCAGGGUCCAUAGCUGUCCAGUGACGUUCCAGCUUGGCAUUCUCAGGCUUCAGCUACAGGAACCAGACAUCCGUGCUCAGCAGGAACUGACAUGUGAAAUUUGUGUUCAGCAGUUUGAUGAUCAGGGACAACUGUAUCAGCAUAUGGCCAGGGACCACAACCACACACUGAACGACUGGGUCCCUUCUAGGGACUCUGUUCAGGGCAGUGACCAAUGCCGGCACUGCUCCAUGCAGUUCGACAGUCGCUCAGGCCUGCGACGUCACAUCACUGAGGGUAGAUGCGAUGCAUUUGAUCCAUUGGCUUCACACAAUCCCAUGGACAAUACCCACAAAUGGAGCGCAUGGCUGCAUAAAGGGGAUUUUUCUCCCAAUGGCCUCUCAGCACACCAGCGGCUUCAGUUGACUACCACAUGUCAGUUUUGUGAGGCCAAGUACAUGCGCACAGGCGACGUUGUGGCGCAUCUACUCCAAUCACAUGGACCACUGUGGAACUCAUCGCAAUCCAUGCUGAGGUACCUCCUCCAGGUGGUCAUGGCCUCCAGAGGUUGCAUCUGUAACCCUCAGGCGCAUGAAGUGGGACUUGCUCACAUUUGUACACCAUUGCGUCAGGUUGCGAUGAUGAUGGUCAACAGUGAUGUGCAGCUCUUGGUCCCGACUCAGUUUCAUGUGGACACACUGGCACCCAUGCUCACGCCAUUGCGGGAUGAAGCCCUGACACAACAGAUGAUUGCUUCCCUAGUCUCCAGGGACUUUGCCAAGCUCUGGACUGAUGCAACGGUGGUGCAAGCCCUAUUGCCUUCCAACUGCAUGACCUGUUGCCAAAGCUGCAGUCGCAAGAUUUUCAGUGCACGUUGUGCCAACAAGUUUACAAUUUGCCUGCAACUGACAAUGAUCAGCAGCUACAACAAAGAAUGCAAAUCCAACGGAGUCAUUUUGUCUCAAGCUGCCCGGUGGUCCUCCAGCUUGCCACUCUGCUACAGCCUCUUCAUGGACGCUCUGAUGGAUCCCAACGACCAGGCUCUGAUGGAGGGACUUGCAGCCCUUGGCCCUCUCCUAUUGGGGUCUCGGAAACAGCAAGAGGGAAGCGUCGAAGAACAGCAUCCCAAGCGGCACAAGGCCAAGGCCAGGGACGACCAAGAGCACGACGGGCUCAACAAGGAGGCGAUCACAACACUCCUUCGCCUGAUGGGACAACUUCUUCUCAGCCACGAGAGGAGCAUCCAGCUGAACCAAAGACAGGACUGCUUCGUUUUGUUCUGCCAAAAUCGACCGGAGGGCAUAAUUCCUCAUCUGGCGACGUUGGCCAGCAAGUGGCGGGAGGAUUUGCCCCAGCAGAAGGACAACAUGAGAUGGCCCAACCUCAGGACCUACCUGAUGAAGGGAGUGAUCACAGAACUCCACCGACGGGUCCAACAGCUGGCAUCCAGCAAACCAGGCGAUCAGCAAAGGCACCAUUCACCCGGACGGGAGCUGGAGCUACCAGAAGUGGUCACCAGAGCAGAAGCAGCUGAUCAAGGCCUCCCGCAGCCCAGUGGCCAUGGCACAGAUGCUUCGGAAUCUCCAGAUCUUGGAGGAGCACUUCCAGAGCAACGCACACGUGGUGCGGUUCCAGAGCCUCAAGAACACCCAGAGCAGCCAGGAAGCAAUCCCGUGGAUCUUACAGAUCUCACAUCGAGAAGCCGAAGCCUGGGAACUCAUGGUGGAGCUCUGCCACAACACAGUGUGGUCGUUGCUAGGAAUGUCGGUCAAACAGCAUUCCCAGGUGCUCUCGAAACCGGCCUUGCUCCUUCAACAAGCCAUGGGCAAAGGCCACAACCCCCAGGGGAAGAGCCGCGGCCGCGGGAAAGGCAAGACCUCUCAGAGCCCUUAGAAGCUGCAGCCCGACAAAGCUUGCGCGACCGCGCUUUGCAGCUUGCCAUGGCCAAUCCGGGGAAUGACUGCUAUGCCAAUAGCGCUUUUGUGAGCAUGAUCUGGGCCACAUUAUCCAGAUCUGCAUUCACAUUUCAAGAUUGGGGCGCACGAUCAGCCAUCCUACAGCAAACCCUUGAACAUGCAGAUGGGACCCUUUUCUCACUUGAAAACGCUUCAUGGUUUCAGCAUUUAAUAGAGGGUUGGAAUGAGGAUGGGGAGCAGGCUGACAGUGCGGAGUUUACACACAUGCUAUCCAGCUGGACUGCAAUGUCGGCCAUAUCCAACUGCUGGGAGCGCCGAGUGCAAACAGAACAAAGCACUGUGUUGCAUGAUGCAGGUGACAAGUUCAUGCCAUUGACACUGCAAUUUGACCCUCAACUUGUCGACCAUCAUGAAAUCCAACUGUCAGCGCUGCUUAGGACGUGGCACACCGAGCUUGGUAUGCUGGCUGGACUCACGGACCCUGAGGACUUGCUGCUUUUGCAUGUGGACCGCAUGACUCAUGCUCCUGACGGUACGGUUGCCAAAUGCCAAGCGGCCCUUCGGUUUGGAUGGGAAGUUCAGAUCCCGGUCUUGGGGUCCCAUACAUGCACAUGGAUGCCAUACACCGUGAUUGCCUGCAUUGCCCAUUUGGGAGGUGCCCAGAACGGCCAUUACCAGGCCAUCCUCCGUACCUAUCCAGAAGUCUCGGACCUGGCCAGGUAUCACAUGCCUUUGGAUGUGCCAGACGAACAAGGCCGACCUCCACAGACUGAUGCCAGGCCAUAUGAGAUGGGCCUCAUUGCCAUUUUGGCGUUGUUUCACUGCGGCAUUUUGCUAAGCCGACUACAGACUGAUCGCAAUAGCGUGGGGACUCCCUCCUGGGAACACAAGGCGUAUGCAGUCAUCAACAGACUUGACGUCCCACAACAGACAGACAGCUAUUGCUCAACCUCAUUGGCACAAUUGGAUGCCGGGCCAACCAUGGAUUUUUUUCACAAGAGGAUGCUGCAUUUUAAUCUUCUCCAUGCAGUUGGACCUGCAACCACGCUGCAACCAUUCCCACAGCCCGGGACAGAUGCAAUUGUGCUGCUGCCGGACCUUCUGUUGCAGUGGGAGCACACCAAAUCGCCACAUGAACAGCUCUGGCUCUUUUCUGACCUUAUUUGCAGGGUGGUUCCUGCUUCCGAGCAACUUUACAUGGACCUACAGGAUGCAAUGGAGUUUCAACUUUCACCACAGCCUUUGCCUGAAAGCUACAAUUCAUCCUUUUUGCAAUGGACUCAAUGGACCUAUGCUGACCUUUUCUGCAGGGUGGUUCCUGUUUUACAAUAUUUCACUGACCUAUUCUGCGGGGUGGUUCCCGAAACAAUCCUACAAUUUGAGAUGAGGCGUAUGACAGGACAGAUCACAACCUUCAUGGUGCCAACGAUGCAGCUUUUGGUUGACGCUACAGACCUGAUAGAUUCAAACUGGCACGCGCUGCACUCGGGGACAAGUGAAGAUGCUGCUGAUGGAGUUUUGGUGCUCUUCAAUGCCCGCAGCAUCCAGGCCUCCCAGAUCGGAUUUUCAGGUUUCACAUACUUCCAGCGGCAAAGGUGCAGACUGGACUGGCGCACUGGUGCUCCUCAAUGGGACCACAUGUUGCAGGCUACUGGACACCUGCUCCAGGACUUGUGCAGCCAGCCUACUCCACCAACAGACCCGGUUCAGGUUUUUCAUGAGACCCUUGGGCCGUGCUUUCAUGAGUUUUAUCCACAGAAGCAUCGAGCUCCAAAGUCUGCACAAGAUCACCAUGCUGCCUUGAUCCAAGAAAAAUGGUUUUACCACAGACAAGUCAUGCAAACCCGUGCGUUGACUCUUCAGGCUCUGUUUCAUGUUUGGAAGUGUCGCAGCAGAUAUGCAGCUCUGAACCGGACGCACAAACAACAUACGAAACUCCUGAAGCAGCAACGUUUUUAUGACCUUCUGAGUUCUGUGCAACAGGCAGCACAACAUCAUGACAGCUUUGCAGUGCAUCAAAUAAUUUCCCAGUAUACUCCGAAACAGCCCAAACGUCGGAUUCAGCUGAGAAAUGCAGUUGGUGCCCCUGCCACACCUCAUGAAGGGCUUUUGAUCACCAAAGAAUUUGUGGAGUCCACUUGGGCAGGACCAUCACAUGUUGACCUAGGUGAUCGAGCUCCACCAGGAGUACCCUUUACGAUCCAGGACCUUGAACAUGAGUUGCAUCGCCUGCCACACAACCGCUCAGUGGCGAAGCCAUUCUUGCCGGCCAUUGUGGUCAAGAUGCAUGCCUCAACCAUUGCAUCAUGGUUGCACCACCUGUUGACCCAUUGGUGGUCCACUGAGACUCCCUUUAUCCCGGCCCAGUGGAAACGUGCUUGGGUGACGUUCAUACCCAAACCCAACAAGAGUCCAAGCCAGGUCAGCAACUUGAGAUGUAUAGCGUUACAGGAGCCUUUGGGCAAGUGCGUGCUAGGAGCUCUCACAAAAAAAUUGCAGUUGGCGGUUGGUCCCACCCUUCAGCAAUGGCCCCAAUAUGCAUUCCUUCCCUUGCGUUCCACAGGUGAUGCCAUACGUAGGGUUGCUGCCCAUUGCAAUGAAGUCCGCAGCUUGGUGAAGAAUCAACGCAGAUCAGCGCAUCAGCGUGCAGCCAAUGUUGAGUUCUUUUCUUGUUGUGGGGGAAUCCAGAUUUUUUUGGAUAUACAACGUGCCUUCGAUCAACUUCCCAGGCAAGCCCUUUUCGAGCACCUGGACACACUGCACGACCAAUCUGAGCUAACAACACUGAUGGCUCACUGGCAUUCCCAAACGGAUUACUGCAUUGAACAUUCAGGUGAGACUGCCCUUGUUUCUACAGGAUGUGGCGUGCGUCAAGGUUGUCGUGCCGCUCCACUGUUAUGGAACAGCUUUUUGGAUCAGAUGUUUCGCACUCUUGCCCAACAAAUCUCUCCUGAGUGGGUCAAACAGACGCUGACAGCAUUUGCAGACGACAUCCAUCAAGGCACAGUUUUUCGAUCCAGCCAACAACUGCAGCUUGAAAUGACAAGGAUUGGACUGCUUCUUGACACGUUGGAAAAUAUGGGCCUGACCCUAUCCCUUGAAAAGUCCUGCAUCCUGCUGGAGAUUGCCGGCUCCCACUGCCGUAAGAUUCGAAAUAGGCUUUUGAAAUAUGAGGGUUCACAUGCCUUUAUUGACAUCCCCCGUGCCAAUGGACGCACCAGCCGCAUCCCGGUGAAAAGGACUGCUGACUACCUGGGGACCUGUCUCAGUUAUGGCAACUAUGAACAGCAGACAUUUGACAAAAGGGUUCACUGUGCACGCCUCACCUUUCACAGAUUGCGUCGAUGGCUUUGCACUUCCCAAAUUGCUUUGCGUCACCGCCUGUUGCUUUGGAAAGCCUGUGUCCUGUCCACACUCAUGUAUGGCAUUGUUGUGCAGACCAAUGUAUCCCCUGCUGACGACAGCCUGCUUGAGGUCAGAUCUUGUGACAAGAACAUGAACCUUGAUGCCUUGCUGCGUGAAGAGGAGGAACAGCGCAUUUUGCGCAUGCACCAGAGCCUCACCGCCGCACUGCACACAAAGCCUUAUGGGGAUGCCCUGCUCCAGCUGGUGACCAAUCAUGACUGGAAUGGUCUAGCUGACUUGCGGCCAGCUUGUGAGGCGCUCUCAACGCAGUGCUGUGUAUGUCCACCGGAAGUGCCACCAGCCGCUGCCCUGCGUUGCGAGGUUUGUGGACUCAGAGCUGAACACAUUGAUGAUUUGCACAAACAUUUGGCUUCAGUACACAGGUUAGCUUUUAAUGAUUGGCAGCCUGAACGGGACCUCAUGGGCAAGGAUCCAGCUUGCUCUCACUGUUCCAAGUGUUUCACCAAUGUUUCAGCAGUCAGGCAGCAUGUGACGCUGGGGCAAUGCAGUGAGUUCGACCCUCAUCGCUCACCUUUUCUCCUGCCCAUAGCCGAGAUUUGGACCACAGCCUUGGCGACAGGGGACUUGCAACCAGUUUUGUCUGAUCCGAUGCUCAGGAUGCGCAUGACGCUGCACUGUGCCCAAUGUGGGGCUGCCUACAUGCGAUCUGGAGAUCUGAUUCUCCAUCUGCAGACGGCUCACUCAGCCAUGUGGGGCCAGGCGCAAGCCCUCACCAGAUAUCUGAUGAAGACAUUGAUGCCACAACACUCUUGUGUGUGCAAUCCCAGUGUUCAUAAGGUCACUUUGACCCAUGUUUGCCCUUUCUACCGUCAGAUGGCUAUGCUUGCGGGACGCUCUGCGGUACCCCUGUUCCUGCCGUGGCAAUCAGAUAGGGAGAGCCUUGCCCUGAGCUUGCACCACAGUCAAACGCAUGCAGUUAUGGAUCGCCUGGUUAAAUGCAUUCAUACAAGACAGCUACGACAGCUCUUGCAAGACAAUGCACUUCAGGCCUUUCUCCGGGAACAUUGUGUGAUAUGUGGUGGUAUUUUUCACCCUGCCCUGCUGCGCGACCACAUCCUGCAAGUCCACUCCUCAAAUUUGGACAGAGUCGUUGAUCUACUGCCUCUUUUAUUUGAUGAGUUUCAGAGGGCUUCUCAUACGGACUAUCAAUGCGCACAAUGUCAUCAGAUAUUCAACCUGCCAAUGCUUGGAGCUUCCAAUUUAGCUGAGCAACAAUCACGGCAGACACUGGUUCUAGCCCACUUUCAACAGUGCCCCGUCGUUCACCAAGUGAGCCUGCUGCUGACCCAUGGACUCUGCCGAGACUCCGUCCAUGCCAGGCAGGGAGACGCAGGAGCUUCUGGAAACAUUUGCGGCAAUGGCCCCACUGCUGUCGAAGGCCACACAGAAGGCAAAAGGAGACGAACGGGAUUCCAAGAAGGCCAAAAUUCAGCACAAGCCGACAGAAGAGGCUCAACGUCUGGACCUCCAACCAGUGGUCUUGCAGAUGGCCAAAUUGCUCAUCCGGAUGGACGCCGAUCAGAAUCUUCUGAGAAAACAAGACUCCUUCGUCUUUUACAUGCAAAUGGAGGAGGAAUCGGUGAUCCACAUACUGAGCAAGCAGGCCAAGCAGUGGCACCAAGAGAUGACCCAGCAGGAAGGCCAGAUGAAAACACAGGAGUGGAAGCCAUUGAGAGCGACGCUGAUGCAGACGAUGGCCGAGACCCUCCAGAUGCGCCUCCACAAACCGUACUCCUGCAAGCAGUCGGAUCCACUGUUUCAGACAGCAAUGCACCACAAUCUGGUGAACGACAAGGGAGAGUUCUUCUUCCAGAAAUGGGAUGCCUCCAGCCAGAAAUUGGUGCAAACCAGCCAAGCACCAGUGGGCAUGGACAGGAUGAAACGCUACGUGGAUCAGCUGGUGGAGACCCUUCAGGACCCGGCCAAUGUGGUGAAAUUCCACGCCUUGAAGGCGUCAGGGGAUCAGAGGGUCACUCCUUGGAUUCUCCAAGUGGCUCUUCGUUGCGACGAACUUCAGACUCUUUUGGAACAGCUGAUGGGAUGCAAGGUAUGGAACCUCUUGGGGGCCACCCUCAAGGCCCAUUCUCUUCCGCAGAGCAGCCAGGCGGAACACCUGAAGUCCCUGAUCGGCAAAGGGAAGAGCGCUGGGAAGGGCAAAGCUCAUCGCCGAUGAUGCCGAUGUCAGAUGAACACAGACAUGCACUGCUGCUUGCAAUUGGCACCCUGGCACUUCUCAAUGCCGGGAACCCCUUUGGGCUGUGGUGA
Messenger RNA from Cladocopium goreaui, 9663 nucleotides. NCBI's taxonomy places the organism in Eukaryota, Dinophyceae, Suessiales, Symbiodiniaceae. The record is from the annotation of a GenBank genome assembly.